GAUGUUAUCAUUGACACCAUACAUAAUGAGCGGUUGUUGUUUGAAGCCGGCUGCUACACGUAUCAAAUAAUCAAUUGUUAUUCAUUGUAAUACUGCUGCAUCACGCGCCCUGUUUCAAAGUCAACAUGGCGUCAGAGAGUCCGUCAACAUCUCCAGCAGCUGUUGCUGGAAGUUCUUUUUUCAUCGAAAACCUGUUGAAUCAUUCAGUUAGAACAGAGAAAGAAAGGCACCCCGACAGUUCAGCAUGCAAACUUUUGAAUUAUUCCUUUUCCAGUCCAUCCUUGGCAAUUGUUCCUGGGUCUGUCUCUCAGCGUUCAUACAAUGGGCUAAACUUCCCUCUGUGUACUAUUCUCUCGAAAUUCAACUUUGGUGAAAUUUUUUACCCUCACUCAGUGAAAAUUUUCGGCCAUUCUCCAGUUUCAAACAGCAGACAUCCACUAGACGAAGUGCCUUUCCAAAGUAAACGAAGAAGGCCAAUGAAGAAAAGGAAGCAGCGUCAAUUAUUUUCAGCCAACCAGAUUGAGACCAUGGAGAAGGAGUAUACAAAAUGCCAGUAUGUGACUGAAAACAAGCGGGCAGAGUUAGCUUCAGUAUUAAAUCUGACGGAGAAGCAAGUGAAAACCUGGUUUCAGAAUCGAAGAACAAAGUCGAGGAGGGAAGCUCAAGACAAACAAAGAGUGUUAGUCCUCGGAAAUCAGAAGGCGUCCUUUAGCAUUCUGUGACCGACAUUUGCUCCAAAGUGACCGGAAUUUUCCAAAGCGGGAACACGGAGUGUAUUCAGUAUUCUAUUGUGCCCAAGUAGUCCGUCAUAUUUGCCUCUUCAAGGCCGUUUAGCUGGAUUAUAAUGGAGUUAUUAACUUAACACUUAAGUAUGUAUGAAGGACAAAUGGAAGUGUAAAGUAUCGGUUCAAAGAACUCUCGUCCCAACUGCGUUCAUAACAUGGCUUGGCUGUUGUAAUUAGGAACCUAAAAAAUUGAUUCUCAUCAUUUUCAGUUGUCAACAUGCAUUGUAUAACCUUUCAAUGAUAAACUCCCUUCCUAAGUGUUUGACAGGUAUAUUGGCCCUAUUGUAAUUUUAAAAAUAUCUGCGGUUUUGGUGGGCGUCUUGGUGAGCGCCGUUAUUUACAAGAACAUGUUACAAUCACGGUCUUUCAACGGACAAAAUAACGACGGAAUUUACAGAUUGAAUGUAUACAGAAUAAAGGGAUCCCACUUAUUUUAGAGACAUACACAAUAAAUUACAUUACUUUGGCUUUGUUUUCCAUAAUGAAAUAGAGUUACAUUUACAAUUAUUGCAUGGAAUAAGUUAUAUUUCACUAGAUAUUAAAAUUUUAAAAGUGUUUACUACAUUUUUUAGUUUACUUUAAUGUAUAACUUUGUCCAGUUAGUUGCGAAUUUUCCAUCUCCAUACAAACUUUUGAAACUGCUGAGAGACCUACUUCUUCGCCCUGAAAGUUAUGCUGAUAGUGCUCACGAAUGGACAUGGAAAUUGCUCUACAUUCCAGGCCCAACUCCCUAUUAAGCGACAUGAAAUAAGAAAACUACACUAAAAUAGCAUGAUGAAAGUGUAUUGACGGCGCAUAAAUUACAUAUAUUAGAGCUUUACAAUCGGAUUUAGAGUACCCU
Molecule: messenger RNA, 1626 nt
Organism: Pocillopora verrucosa
Lineage: Eukaryota; Metazoa; Cnidaria; Anthozoa; Scleractinia; Pocilloporidae
Product: brain-specific homeobox protein homolog
Biological process (GO): regulation of DNA-templated transcription
Molecular function (GO): DNA-binding transcription factor activity, RNA polymerase II-specific; DNA binding
Source: RefSeq, a predicted model, not a curated record